GAAAGAAGAGGAAGACGUUACAGUGAAAGAAGAGGCGUUCAGAGUGAAAGAGGAGGAGGGUGUUACAGUUAAAGAUGAGGAGGAUUCAGUUUUUGAAGUGAAAGCGGAGGAGGGGGAGAAUACGGUCUCAUCGGAAGAAGAGGAGGAAACUGGAUAUCUGGGCCCGAUUUCCCAAACGCAAUUUAAGGCAUCCAGUGGUUCUAAAGAUGAACUUAGCCAUAAGAUGGUUUUGAGAAACCGGGCCGUGAUUACCACUGGAGAGAUACGGGACUAUCGUGGAUCCUCUGGGGAGCCUCAACAACCUCAUGAUGCUGACGAGGCAGAGAAGAGUCUCUCCAGAUCAGAACGCCUCAAACACCUGCAGAGAUCCACAGGGAAGAGAACUCACUGCUGCUCUGACUGUGGGAAGAGAUUCACCUCAUCAGGCAUUAGAAGUCAUCAGAGAACACACACAGGAGAGAAAUCUUAUAGCUGUGAUCAAUGUGGGAAGAGUUUUACUACUUCUGGCUCUCUGACAGUACACCAGAGAAUACACACAGGAGAUAAACCUUAUAGCUGUGUUCAAUGUGGGAAGAGUUUUACUACAUCUAGCAAUCUGACUAUACACCAGAGAACACACACAGGAGAGAAACCUUAUAGCUGUGAUCAAUGUGGGAAGAGUUUUACUACUUCUGGCUAUCUGACAGUGCACCAGAGAACACACACAGGAGAGAAACCUUAUAGCUGUGAUCAAUGUGGGAAGAGUUUUUGUCAAUCUAGUGAUCUGACAGUGCACCAGAGAACACACACAGGAGAGAAACCGUAUAGCUGUGAUCAAUGUGGGAAGAGUUUUACUACAUCUGGCUAUCUGACAGUGCACCAGAGAACACACACAGGAGAGAAACCUUAUAGCUGUGAUCAAUGUGGGAAGAGUUUUACUACUUCUGGCUAUCUGACUUUACACCAGAGAACACACACAGGAGAUGAACUUUAUAGCUGUGAUCAAUGUGGGAAGAGUUUUGUUAAAUCUGACCAGCUCACAGUACACCAGAGAAUACACACAGGAGAGAAACCCUUUAGCUGUGGUCAAUGUGGGAAGAGUUUUACUACAUCUGGCUCUCUGACUGUACACCAGAGAACACACACAGGAGAGAAACCUUAUAGCUGUGAUCAAUGUGGUAAGAGUUUUGGUCAAUCUAGCCAGCUGACUGCACACCAGAGAACACACACAGGAGAGAAACCUUAUAGCUGUGGUCAAUGUGGGAAGAGUUUUACUGCAUCUAGCCAGCUGACAUUACACCAGAGAACACACACAGGAGAGAAAGCUUAUAGCUGUGAUCAAUGUGGGAAGAGAUACUCUGGUAAAAGAUCUCUGAUCAAACAUCAGAAAAUACAUGGAGUUUUUUCAUGAUAAUAAUUAAAUAAUGUCACAAUGUA
Messenger RNA from Salvelinus fontinalis (brook trout), 1416 nucleotides. RefSeq names its product gastrula zinc finger protein XlCGF17.1-like. The record is from RefSeq and is a predicted model, not a curated record. The transcript has 2 exons. Bases 224 to 1390 code for a protein of 388 amino acids. Gene Ontology annotation, biological process: regulation of transcription by RNA polymerase II. NCBI's taxonomy places the organism in Eukaryota, Metazoa, Chordata, Actinopteri, Salmoniformes, Salmonidae. Gene Ontology annotation, molecular function: RNA polymerase II cis-regulatory region sequence-specific DNA binding; DNA-binding transcription factor activity.